AUGUUGGACACUUCAAAUGAUACUGUAUUGUUGGAACAAAGUUGUAAAAAGUCAAAUUUUGUAUUUGUGACACCUACUCAAAGAAUUUUUACGGCAGGAACUCCUAGAAGAAAAUUAUUUCAUGAUAAUGUAACAGGAAGUUCAUUGUUUGAACGUAAUAGUUCAAUUGAUUUACUUAGAAACACUGGUAAAACGAGAGACAAAUUUAUUAGUCCGAUAAAGACUCCGUUAAAACGUUUAAAUGAUAGACAUUUUAAUAAAAGGCCUGGGGAGCUUUUACCACGAGGUUCUAAGAAUGUGUCUCCUCUAAACAUUAAAGGAGAAUAUUAUGAAUGCAAUUUCAAAGAAGGGGAGUUCAUAAUUCCAAAAGAUGAAUGGAAUAAUAUAUUUGAAGACGGAAAACUAAAUACAAAAAGGUAUACAUUAAACAUGAACUUGUUUCAAUUUGCUUAA
Messenger RNA from Macrosiphum euphorbiae (potato aphid), 453 nucleotides. NCBI's taxonomy places the organism in Eukaryota, Metazoa, Arthropoda, Insecta, Hemiptera, Aphididae. The record is from the annotation of a GenBank genome assembly.